AUGACAGCCGGCCGCUUGCUAUCCGAUGCCGUUUCCGUGAUUUACGAUGAGAUGGCAAGGGCGCUUCUCGUCGAUAUAAUACGCGCUCGUUUAAUAACCCGUAAUCGUAUUACGCGAAUUUUAUUCAUUUUCCAUUCCACGGAUUUCUACGGGGAAAAGAACCCUGAAAUCGAAAAUUUUCAAGUGCAGAACUUUGGAACUAUGAGCAUGAGUGUCUGUCUUCAAUCAAAAGAAAACUCUACGCUUCUUCAGAUAUUAUCGAUUAUCGAGGGGGCAAAGUUUUCAUUGAACAUCGAGAUAAGAAGGAUCCACACGUUAGUCGAAGAAAGCGAUUUGGGUUAUGGAGCUCUUCGUGCCAGGCUCUGGUUCUCGAGGGCUCGAAUUGUCAGUAAAACGAACAGUCGCGAACGAGCGCAAGAUCACCAUUUAACGCGCGAAUUGCUCUCGAAUUCAACCCCAAUCGACGAAUUUUCCGAUUCUGUCCCUCAGGAAAAGGAAACGGCAGUGACAAGGAACGAGGGAAACGACGCAGGAUCAGACUCGUCCGAUGAAGACGCCACAACGCGAAGCCCGCCGCAGCUCGAAAAAGGAACGAGGAGAACCGCGCGCCCCGCGGUUCAAGAAUCGACCGGGCUAGUCACUGUGGCUUCGUACAGGAGAAGACAUCACGUUGCGGAGGAGGUGCCGGGACUCUACAUUCGGCGCCUGACGCUCGAGGACCCGAGAAGGAGGGAACCGUACGGUUCAAGGUCGCAGUCCCCGGCGCGCCAUAUCUGUCAUCCGCGUAGCGGCUACGCGCGCUCGGCGCGAGGUUCUUCAAGCUAUAGAUCGUGGCUGGAGAAAAUCCGAAAGGAGAGUCCGGCUUUCUUAACAAUAGUAUCCUUGGAGCUUCCGGAAUCGCCGAUUCCCUUGAUAGAAUCUCAAGCAAACGCGCGUUGGAGACGCAACGACCUUGAUGAAGUCGCGAACGACAAGGAUGACAUUUUAGAUGAGUUCCUGAAGAAGGUUACAGAGGCUGGCAAGAACAGGGAAAAGGAAAGUCGCGCCGGAAAGAACAAUGUGUUCCGGAAAAGUCGGCGGGAUAACAAAAAGGACGGCGGAUCUCUGGAAUGUACGAAAACGCUGGCCACCCUCGAGGAAUGCACGAAAAACAUUAUUGAAGGACCGAGCCGGCAGGAGGCCGGCGAGGAUUGCAUAUGCUCCGAGGUACCCCAGGAUCUCGGAAGAUCGGCGGAGCUCGCGAGCGGAGAUCCGGAAGUGACUCACACGAUUCGGAUCGCGAUGAAGUGUCGUCACGGAACGGAGGAAGAGGAGAAGGAGGAAGAGGAGGCAGGGAGGACACGGAAUGACAAGAAGGAUCUUCAAGGUCCGUCGAACGCGAGGAAGGACUCGGUGAAGCACGACGCUUCUUCUUCUUCUUCCUCUCGCUGCACCGUCACCGCAGGUGCGGCGUUGGACUUCACGCUAAAUUGCAAUAGCGUGCGACUGACUUCUCGUGACACGAGCCUGAAGGCGGCGACGCCUGAAAAGGGCCGAGAGGCAAAGAACGGCCGGAAACGGUCCGGAGUCAGUCCUCUCGAAAGUGGGUUUCGCGACGCGGGUCGCUUCUGUAUCAGUUUCAAAUAAACACGUGAAACGUCA
This is a messenger RNA of Nylanderia fulva, 1641 nucleotides long. Lineage: Eukaryota; Metazoa; Arthropoda; Insecta; Hymenoptera; Formicidae. The record is from RefSeq and is a predicted model, not a curated record.